Molecule: messenger RNA, 1491 nt
Organism: Triticum urartu
Lineage: Eukaryota; Viridiplantae; Streptophyta; Magnoliopsida; Poales; Poaceae
Product: serine/threonine protein phosphatase 2A 57 kDa regulatory subunit B' kappa isoform
Biological process (GO): signal transduction
Cellular component (GO): protein phosphatase type 2A complex
Molecular function (GO): protein phosphatase regulator activity
Source: RefSeq, a predicted model, not a curated record
CUCCAUUGGCGCCGCCGAGGAGCCCCUCACGGAGGCCAUGAUGUCGGCGUGCGUGCGCAUGUUCGCUGUGAACCUCUUCAGGGUCUUCCCGCCCAAGGUCCGGUCAGGCAGCACCGCGUCGGAGACGGAGGAGGACGAGCCCUUCUUCGACCCCUCUUGGUACCACCUGCAAGUUGUGUAUGAAUUGCUUCUGCGGUUUGUGACCUCGCCAUUUGUUGACCCCAAGGUGGCUAGGAAGUAUGUGGACAGUUCGUUCAUCUCAAAGCUGCUUGACCUGUUUGAUUCUGAUGAUCCCAGAGAGAGGGACUGUUUGAAGACAGUGUUGCACAGGAUAUAUGGAAAAUUCAUGGGAAACCGACCGUUCAUCCGCAAGGCCGUGAGCAAUAUCUUCUAUAGGUUCGUCUCCGAGGCCGAUCAUCACAAUGGGAUAUCCGAGCUGCUGGAGGUGUUUGGCAGCGUGAUAAGUGGGUUUGCAAAGCCAUUGAAGGAGGAGCAUAAGUUGUUCCUAUGGAAAGCGUUGAUCCCACUUCACAAGCCUAAGACAGUGGGUGUAUAUCUGCCGCAGCUGACCUACUGCAUAACACAAUUUAUAGAGAAGGAACCCAAGCUUGCAGGAACUGUGAUUAGGGGUCUGUUGAAGUACUGGCCGGUUACAAAUAGUCAGAAGGAGAUGAUGUUCUUGGGGGAGUUAGAAGAAGUGCUUGAGUUGAUUGAUAUGGCUGAGUUUCAGAAGUGCAUGGUGCCAUUAUUCCGGAGGAUUGCGACUUGCCUCAAUAGCUCCCAUUUUCAGGUUGCUGAGAGAGCCUUAUUCUUGUGGAAUAAUGAACAUUUGUUCGAUAUGAUCUCCCAAAACCGUCAAGUGAUUGUGCCAAUCGUAUACCCAGCUCUGGAGAGAAAUGCACGUUUGCACUGGAACCAAUCGGUUCUCAACGUUACUAUGAAUGUGAGAAAAAUGUUCUUCGACAUGGACGAGAGAUUGCUUCUGUCUUGCCAGAGCAACUUCCAAGCGGACGAAGAGAAGCGAGCCGCGGCGGAGGAGCGUCGAAGGCUCACAUGGGAGCAACUGGAGCGGAACGCUGACCCUGCGUUCCAACCAGCCAAAGCGUCCCCUUCCGCAGCCCCUCCGAGAAUCCCCACCGUGACAUGACAUGGGUCCAAAUAUACUCCACCCCACCUUCCCUUGCUUCCUAGCUAGCUAGAUGAAGUUGCUUGCUUCUCUGGGAUACAGAAGGCGUUUUGUUACCUUUGUAAACCCCCACCCUUGCCACAAAGUCUGUAAUUAAUAGUUGUUGAUUCGAAGACAAUGGAUUCUUGAUUUUUUUUGGUUAUUUUUGCGGCGAAUUCUCGAGUAAUGGGCAUUGCUUUCUUGGCAAAAUCUUGAUCGAGAUUUACCCCCCAGUGUUCUGUGAAGAGUGGGCGCUACUGACUUUGUAUGUGAGGAGUGGCAAUUUUGCAGCCAUUUUUUUGUAUGUGAAAUUUCCGUUCUUUUUA